Molecule: messenger RNA, 1800 nt
Organism: Entamoeba invadens IP1
Lineage: Eukaryota; Evosea; Mastigamoebida; Endamoebidae
Product: protein phosphatase 1L, putative
Exons: 1
Coding region: 1-1800 (599 amino acids)
Biological process (GO): signal transduction; protein dephosphorylation
Molecular function (GO): protein serine/threonine phosphatase activity
Source: RefSeq, a predicted model, not a curated record
AUGUCGAUUCAGAAGAAACAAGUGACUCUAUACAUUACAAGUCAAUCACCAACUUCCGUCUCGCAGUUCUAUGAUUCGUUUGAAUUUGUUGGCACUGGCGAAUCAAAGACAUCCAUCAACCCCAUUGAGUUUAGGGCCCAGGUAGUUCUCCAUUGUGUCGAGGGUAUCUCCCGGUUCUAUAAAAUAGUAUCGAAGUAUACAACCAUCCAAUAUGACAUGUCUCCACUCCUCAAAAUCCUGAACGACCAAUUUGCUUUGGAAACACUAUAUACGUCAUCUGAGCUGAAGACAGACCCGCUGUGGUCGAACAUAUUAAAGUUAAUGAAAAACUUCUGGUAUGACCAAAGAGUUCAACGGUACAACACGCCACCUUAUCACUUCGAUUUACACCAACUGACUAUUUUAAUGCCACAACUCUCGAAAUAUCUCUCCAUAGAAUAUGCACCAACACAAAAAGACGUAUUUAACGCCCCACUCUUAUCUAUCACAAGAACAACUCAAUUCGAAAUGGAAAACACGGAAAUCUACCUCUCGACUUGGAACCCUGUACUCUCUAACCAGCCGGAAUUGACAAUCACGCAGCCGUCGAUUAUCAUAGUGCCAGUAUGCUUGGAUUGGUACUGCUUUGUGGAUGAGGACAACGAAAACUAUUUGAGGAAGAUGGUGACUUACUUCGACGGAUUUACAACACAUCCCCUUCCAUGUGAAGGGGUAUACUUUGUCCUCUACAAAACUAAUUUCGACACUCUCCUGAAAACCCACCCACUUGCACAGUACUUCCCAGAGUUCGACGCGACCCAAAUCAGUGAAGUUGACUUCAUCAAAGACCUAUUCAAAGAAAGCAAACCAUUCACUACAGGUGAAAUCUGUGUGAUUGUUCUUUCUGUAUUUGACGAAGUACAAAUACUCAAAGUGCCACGAUCGCUCUUUCCUGUUGCGUUGAGUAAGAGUGGAAUUAAUGAGAACAUUACGAAGGGCGGAAAUUAUGAAGUCUUUUCUUACCAUUUUAAAGAGAGUCAAAAGGUGAAGUGGGUAGGUGGUGUCGCGUCGUUCCAAGGGAAGCGUCCGUCCAACGAAGAUGCCGAGUUGAUGACUGAAAAGGUGAAAUUGGAGAACAUCAAAAAAGCGUUUGGGAUUUAUUUAAUAUGUGAUGGUCAUGGUGGUGAUUUAUGUUCCAAAGCCGCUGUGAAGGUCAUCUCGAAGAACAUAUCAUCAUCGAUAUAUAUGGAGAAACGCAUGUUUGCGGGGAUGAUGAAAGAAGUGUUUGAAGAGAGUGAUAGAGAGUUGUGUGGGUUAGAUAUCAUGGGCAGUGGAUGUACUGCGGGUGUUGUUGUGAUCUUUGGGAGGUUUUUAAUAUGUGGGAAUGUUGGGGAUACUGAAAUACUUGUUAUAUCAGAAGGUAAAGAAUACGAAGUACUUUCUAAGAAUCAUAAAGCGAAAGACCCCGAUGAAAGAAAAAGAAUAACGGAAUUGGGAGUGCCAGUGUUUGGUGGGAGAGUCUAUGGAUCGUUGGCCGUGUCAAGGUCACUGGGAGAUAAACAAUAUAAAGGAAAGGGUGCAGUGAUUUCAACACCGUUUGUCACUGUGUAUGAACUCACGAAGAAAAAUAAGGCGUUUGUCAUCUGCUGCGAUGGAGUCUUUGAAACACUCAAGUACGAAGAUGUAACACAACAUGUGUUUGAAGGGAUGGGCGGAAAUAAAACACCACAAAAUAUUGCAGAAGAUAUUGGAACGGACGCGCUCGCAAAGGGAUCAAAUGAUAAUGUAAGUGUUGUCGUUACACUCCUUAAAUGGAAAUAA